GUGAAAUUAUUAGGGAUAUUUUAGAUAUUUGGGUCACCCAAACCAAAGUUCGGUCUUGGUUAACAGUUUUUGGAUGAAAAUUUUAACAAAAGGGCAUGUUUGAUAAGUUUUCCAAAUUACAGGGGCAUGCUUGAUGUAAAAAAUAGUAGAGGAGCAUGUUUGAUAAAACGUCAUAGUAGAGGGGCAUAUUAUACCUAUAACCCUAAAAAAAAUUAAUUUAUUUUCCCCACCGUCAUAUUUCUCCAACCGUUCUCCUUCAUUUUACUUCCCACUAAUUGAAAAAAAAAAGAUAAAAUAUAGGAUACAUAAACAUUGCUCUCUCUCUCACCGAUCUGCUCACAUCCACCAUUUUAGAUAUGCUCCCGAAAUGAGUUUAUCAGCAACCAGCCAUCAUUCCUCGUCCCGGGUGAUGCGCUUGCCCCAAUUCGAAAUGAGACGAAUUCUUAUUAUGGCCAAAUCCUUCCUUCUGGAUGCUGAGAUUUGACCCAAAUCGACGAGAUUCGACGAUGAACAACCCGGAAGGCAACAAAGGAGAAGCUGGGAGAGCAGAUAGUCAAGAUCUGUGUUUGCUGGCCAUGAAGCAAUCUGCGGCAGUGAAACUGUGUCUACUCGUUCGGCGCCCGGCGUUAAUUGCACUUUUCCGGUGCCUCCAUGGAUUCUUCAACCUCUCCACCUCUUGCAUCUUCUUCAAUCCCGGCAUGGCAGGGGAGACGCGCGGCUCCAGGAAUCCUCCGAUGGGUCUUCGAGCCUCAUCGACAUAGAGAGCAAUGGCGAGGUGGAGAGUUUUUGGUGGGGUUUUAUAUAGGGGUGGGGAUUUAUUUAUGAGUGGCGCCAUGCUUAGUGGGUGAGAAGAAGGGUCUGGCGGAGAGGGUAGGUGAAGGAAUUUGAAAGAGAGAAGAAGAGUCUGGGUAGGCGAAGGGAUUGGGGAGUGGGGAGUCUGGGUAGGUUUUGGAAGAUGAUGGGCAAUGGAGAAUGGGGACAGCGGAGAGGGUAGGUCUAGGGAUUGUGAGUCUUUUUAUUAAAUUGGUUUCCUUUUAUUUAUUUUUGUUUUCAUUAAUUUAUUUUUUAUUUUCAUUAAAUUUUAUUUUUAUUU
Molecule: messenger RNA, 1093 nt
Organism: Linum trigynum
Lineage: Eukaryota; Viridiplantae; Streptophyta; Magnoliopsida; Malpighiales; Linaceae
Source: the annotation of a GenBank genome assembly